GUUCUCAAAAUGUAAAUUCAGACUCAAAGACUUUAUUCUUACCUACAAAUGAAGAAAUUAAAUACUGUUCAUUGUCAUAAUUUAUCUUGCUUGAAAUAAUAUCAUGAUCAUAAGCGUGAUUUACAUUCCAAAAAAUUGAGUUUAAAAAGCAUUAAAACGCGCUCUGAAACCAAGGAAGCCCCUCAAGGCGCUGGACCCGUAGAAUUUGUUAAUGAUCCUAUAAGGCUAGUCCAGCACUGUGAACUAUAUGAUAUAGCCCUCUGAUCUUGUUGAAACUUGGCACAGUCAUGGAGCCAUGUUGCCCACCUGUUGCCAUCAAAUUGUUGCAGUCUUGUUGUUAUCUUUGCUGUCAUUGAGCUUCAGUGUCUUGCCUGUCCAGGGUCAAUUCUUCUAUCAUCAGGCUUUGGCCAAUAGCCAGCGUUCAGCAUAUGAGCCUGCCUCGCCCUAUCAGGGUUAUGCCACAGCCGAUGCUCAUCCAUCUGUUGUCCAAAAUGCUCAUUGGGAAUCCGAAUUGCCAGCGGAAUUAUCAAAGAGUUCACGUUUCUACAAUGAUCCGGUUAUUGCUGCCAACUUGGCCAAGGAAUCGCUGCUGACUAGAAAAGAAAUGGCUGUAAUCGAUCGCGAGGCUGAGAAAAUACCAAGGGAACAGGUCUAUAAGCUAUUCAAAAAUGCAGGAUAUCUGAGUCGCAGAUAAGAAUUAUGAAAAUUAUGAAUUUCAAU
Molecule: messenger RNA, 720 nt
Organism: Drosophila willistoni
Lineage: Eukaryota; Metazoa; Arthropoda; Insecta; Diptera; Drosophilidae
Exons: 3
Coding region: 296-694 (132 amino acids)
Source: RefSeq, a predicted model, not a curated record